AUGAAUGCACUUGCAGCUACCAACAGGAACUUUAAGUUGGCUUCCAGGCUUUUGGGAUUGGAUUCCAAGCUUGAGAAAAGUUUACUCAUUCCAUUUAGAGAGAUCAAGGUUGAAUGUACCAUCCCUAAAGACGACGGCACGUUGCAGUCAUACAUUGGGUUCCGGGUUCAACAUGACAAUGCUAGAGGCCCUAUGAAAGGAGGGAUCAGAUACCAUCCCGAGGUUGAUCCAGAUGAAGUGAAUGCUUUAGCACAGCUAAUGACAUGGAAAACAGCUGUAGCAAACAUACCUUAUGGUGGUGCAAAAGGAGGGAUAGGGUGUAACCCUUCAGAACUAAGUAUAUCUGAGUUAGAAAGACUUACCAGAGUUUUUACUCAGAAAAUUCAUGAUCUGAUUGGAACUCACAUGGAUGUGCCUGCACCUGAUAUGGGAACAGGACCACAGACCAUGGCAUGGAUACUUGAUGAAUAUUCCAAAUUUCACGGAUACUCACCUGCAGUUGUGACAGGAAAGCCAAUAGAUCUUGGUGGAUCUCUAGGUAGAGAUGCAGCUACAGGAAGAGGAGUCCUCUUUGCAACAGAGGCUUUACUGAAUGAAUACGGAAAAACUGUAUCUGGACAACGGUUUGUUAUUCAGGGUUUUGGUAAUGUAGGGUCUUGGGCUGCACAAUUGAUUGAUGAGAAAGGUGGAAAAAUUGUUGCAGUGAGUGACAUAACCGGAGCCAUAAAGAACAGCAAAGGUAUUGACAUUCCAAGCCUACUCAAGCAUACCAAGGAGACCAGGGGAGUAAAAGGAUUUCAUGGCGCUGAUUCAAUUGAUUCAAACUCAAUAUUGCUAGAAGACUGUGAUGUUCUAAUACCAGCCGCUCUUGGGGGUGUCAUCAACAGGGAAAAUGCAAAUGAAAUCAAGGCAAAAUUUAUAGUAGAAGCAGCCAAUCACCCAACUGAUCCAGAGGCUGAUGAAAUUCUAAAGAAAAAGGGUGUUGUGAUCCUCCCUGACAUAUAUGCAAAUUCAGGAGGUGUUACUGUUAGUUACUUUGAAUGGGUUCAGAACAUACAAGGGUUCAUGUGGGAUGAGGAGAAAGUGAACAAUGAACUAAAAAACUACAUGACCAAGGGAUUCAAAGAUGUGAAAGACAUGUGCAAAACUCAUGAAUGUGAUCUUCGAAUGGGAGCAUUCAGUCUAGGAGUUAACCGUGUGGCGAGGGCUACUGUCCUUAGGGGUUGGGAAGCAUGA
Molecule: messenger RNA, 1236 nt
Organism: Lathyrus sativus (Indian pea)
Lineage: Eukaryota; Viridiplantae; Streptophyta; Magnoliopsida; Fabales; Fabaceae
Source: the annotation of a GenBank genome assembly